GUGUAACUGAUCCUCUCGUCUCACACCCCCCGCGCCCGAAGUUCCCCCAAUGCCGCCGCCGCCGCCGACCUCGCUCUCGCCGUCAUCCCCCACGCCUUCAACCGCAUCAUCCCCAUGCCCGCGCCAGAUCGCCGCCCUCGUGCUUAACCACCCGUCGUCCAACCUCACCACCGCAUCGGCCCGCUCCCUCUCGGCGUCCCUCCUCGCCGUCGCCCCGGCUCUCCCGACGCCUGUGGCCAACCGCGUCCUCAAGCUCCUCUGGCACCACGCGCCGCGCGCGCUCCUCUUCUUCCACUCGCUCCUCCACCUCCCCGCCCGCGCGCACGCCGUCUCCCCCUGCACCAUCGACCUCGCGCUCGACCUCUCCGCGCGCCUCCGCCACCCCCGCCAGCUCACCAACUCCAUCCUCGCGCUCUUCCCGCGCCUCCGCCUGCCCUUCACCCCGCGCACGUUCCCCAUCCUCUUCGAGCGCUUCGCCGCGUCGCAGCGCCGGCCUGACAUCGCCGUCCGCCUCUUCCUCUCGCUCCACCGCUCCCACCGCGUCGUGCAGGAUCUCCCCCUGUUCAACUCCCUCCUCGACGCGCUCGGGAAGUCGCGCCAUGCCAGCAAGGCCGCCUCCCUCGUCCGCUCUCUCGAGCGGCGCUUCCCCCCCGACGUUGUCACGUACAACACCCUCGCUGACGGAUGGUGCCGCGUCAAGGACACAUCCCGCGCGCUCGACUUGCUGCGGCAGAUGGCCGAGUCCGGCAUUACACCCACGAAGACAACCUAUAAUAUCAUCCUCAAAGGCUUCUUCCGUGCUGGGCAGAUACAGCACGCAUGGAACUUCUUCCUCCAAAUGAAGAAGAGGGGGGCCAAGGACGUGAGCUGUAAGCCGGACAUCGUAUCGUACACUACCAUCAUUCAUGGGUUGGGUGUUGCUGGGCAGCUAGACAAAGCUUGCAAACUGUUCGAUGAAAUGUCUAAAGAAGGUUGCACGCAGUCCGUGGCAACUUACAAUGCGCUUAUCCAGGUGAUAUGUAAGAAGGGGAAUGUGGAGGAGGCAGUCACAGUGUUUGAUGAUAUGGUUCGACAGGAUUACGUGCCAAAUGUGGUCACCUAUACCGUCUUGAUUCGAGGUCUCUGCCAUGCUGGGAAGAUUGACCGAGCUAUGAAGCUCAUGGAGAGAAUGAAAGAUGAAGGCUGUGAGCCAGUCGUUCAGACAUAUAAUGUUUUAAUAAGAUAUUCAUUUGAGGAAGGGGAGAUCGAGAAGGCCUUGUGUUUGUUUGAGAGGAUGAGUAAAGGAGAGGACUGCCUGCCUAACCAAGAUACGUACAAUAUCAUAAUAAGUGCAAUGUUUGUGCGCAAGAGGGCUGAGGACAUGGCAACGGCGGCGAGGAUGGUGAUGGAGAUGGUGGAGAGAGGCUACUUGCCUAGAAGGUUCAUGCUCAACCGUGUUCUGAAUGGGUUGAUGUUGACAGGGAAUCAGCAAAUUUCUAGAGAUCUGUUGAGAAUGCAAGAGAAAUAUAGACGCCUGCGACGAGAAAUAAGAUUGUGAUUGCCAUUUGAGUUCUACAAUGGCAUAAGGAUUCAAUGUUUUGCGCAUCUUGAGGCUUGGGUACAACCCUCGUGCCUAGCAGUUCAUACUUGAUACUCCUGUGGUGGUGUUCUGAUCAGUCUGAUGUUUCAGGGACACUUGAUUAUUGGUUUUGCGGGUGCUGGAUAUCUAGCAAAGCAGUGUUGUCUUUAUUGACCUGACUGUGUGAGCGAACAUACUGCCAGACGCCAAGAAGAACGUCUUGUCCCACCGAUGGAGUUGUUCAUGAACACAUGCUAGCCAACCCAGUGUUCUGAACAUCCGGCCGUGAGGACUGCCAAGUUUCUUCGACCACGUCUCGGAAUAUCUGCUCCCUUAGCCAGUGUGCCUCAAACUGGAGAACCGACUUGCCCAACGAUUCGCCACUUCCUCAUGCAAGCACAUAAGUAUUGGUCUAUGAUCCGAUUUGUUAUAAAGUGUUCCAGAAUAGCACUAGAGAACAUCAGAUUCCAUCCAUCAUUUAUCAGAACACGACCUAAUCUCUCUUUGAUCAAAGCUCUAUGCCACCUAAAUUUGUCCCCCGAUAAAACCAUGGUCAGAUAAGUUACUGUCUUCUCUAAAAGCCAUCGACAACACACCAUUCAAGGUGUCAACAAGUAUUAUGGUGUGUAUUCACAAAUGAACCGAUGGCCAAGUGACAUGGCACUCCAAGAGCUCAAAGUUUUGCUUAGUAUCGCUCUAUUUGUUGGUCAAAUGAUUAUUUUGCUCUGUUACGCAACCUGUUGAUCAUGUCAAUAUAUUCCUUUGCUAGUCCGUUUGGGUGUUCGCAUUGUACCACAAGAAAGAGGGCAAGUCACUGAAGAUGCUCAAUUGUUGGUGCAAGUUGAAUGGGCAAAGCAAGUGGAGCCACACUGCUAAUUCCAUCAAACCGCUGACGUCGGAGGGGAUGAAGUUGAUUAGUUGGACAAGGAAGACCGCGAAGAAGCGAGAAGAGGCGGCAUCCAAGAUGAUGGACAAGUUCAAGGACAUCAUGAAGGAGGAGGAGACAUAUCUCAAAUGCAACGAGCUUAAGAAGAGAAAAAAAGGCGGAGAAAAUUAUGCAAUCAUGGAAAUACUAAAGAAGAAGAUGGAGCUUGAGGAGAGGAAGCUUGCGGUCAAACAAACAUGCGAGGACCAAAUUUUCUUGUACGUGAAAGCCGGCAACUUGGAUCCUGAUGUGGUAAAGUUUGUUCAUGAAUCGUCUGGCGGCAUCUACGCACACUAUGCACAAAAGGGAGGUGGAAAAGAGGCCAAAAAUUGAGUCAUUCGCUUUUGCUAGUGGUUCGAUGGUUGUACAAUUUUUUGUUGAAGAUCUGAUGUUUUCACUGUUAGUUGCAUUUGUUUUUAAUUAUUUAAAUGUAUCAGUGAAUUGACAAAGAGAGAAGGCCUGGCAAAUGGAGAAAAUUGUGAGGGAUAGCAUUGAAUGAUGUCCGUCUGAUCGGAUGUUCGUAGACUUCUCUGUGAACAUUUGGUGAAGUAUAUUUGAUGAAGGCCAUUGAAGA
Molecule: messenger RNA, 3057 nt
Organism: Triticum dicoccoides
Lineage: Eukaryota; Viridiplantae; Streptophyta; Magnoliopsida; Poales; Poaceae
Product: pentatricopeptide repeat-containing protein At1g74900, mitochondrial-like
Exons: 3
Coding region: 50-1537 (495 amino acids)
Molecular function (GO): protein binding
Source: RefSeq, a predicted model, not a curated record